CCUGCACACCAAAGACAUGGUCUAAAAUGGUGGGCUGGCAGCUGUGCUCUAAUGCCUCCUACCCUUUAUCUGCUGGUGGUGUUUCUGUUCCCCCCUCUGGACCGCUCCACUUCUCCCUCAGGCUGCUGAAGCUCGACAGGGGCCUCCAUUAUUAUCUACUGGAAGCUGCAUAUUCACUGCUUCCACAGAGAGGGACUUGGAUCCCCAGAGAAGCCUCCCUCCACCUCCUCCUGUCCACUCCUCAGUCCACCGUCCCCAGAGAUAUGUCUGUGGACUUGGCCUUCAACCCUCACAGACUGCUGCUGAGGGUCAGCCAUCCUCUGAAAACCAUCCACAUACAAGGACAACUUGAGCAAGAGAGGAAUAUAAAGACAGGGAAGCUGGAGCUCUUGAUUGACAGUGCUCAUUUUUACAUCAUGGGUUUGGUUGACACGCAGAUGAUUGCAUCAGAGCAGAGGACACGCUACCAUAUUGAAGCCAAAAUGGCCGCUAAUGGACCUCCCAUGAUCCUCUCUGCUAAUGUUACCCGUGGACUGGGCAGGAAGACCAGCUUUUCUGCAUCUGUGAAGAAUGUGUUUAAAGACACUGCAUCACUUUCUGUUGCUCUGGAGCGAAGGCGGGACAGCAGCAGCAGGCAGUACUCUGUGGAGGCGGAGCUUCUCUUACCUGGCGUGGUCGGCAGCAGGAUGUUGGGACUGAUGGAGCAGAAGGGCUCAGUGUGGAGCUCCGCCCUCAGGCUUAAAUAUGGUCUGGGAGGCGAUGCGCGGCACUUGCGUCAGGAAUGCUACACGUCUCAGAGACUGAGGACUGAGAAAGACUCAAACCUCACCUAUGUCAUGAGAGCAGAUCAUGAAUUCUACUGCUCCAACACGGCACCGAUCAACCACAAGAUCCACCUGAGACACGAGGAGAGCCCCAGUCACAUUAAAUCCUCUCUGGAUGUGAGCUACGGCAAACACUGGGAUGAGAUCAACAACAAACGGACGCUGCUCCUGAGCCAGUCGUUCAGAAACCAGUCGACGCAGAAUCACACUAGCUACACACUGGAGUUCAGUUUGCAGGUUCCAGAAAAGAAUCUAAACUACAGGACCCAGCUUAUGCACUCUCAUCUGAAACAACAGGGGUCUGAGAGCAGCACUCACCUCAAAAUCAACUACAACGACCUGAUGCCUCUGGUGGCUGGAGUCCACUGGAAAAGUUCUCCACACAACGUCCCGCAGAAGAAAUGGGAAGAGCUGACGACCAGCAAGUGGCUGACCAUCCGUAAACCUCAUCCUGGAGGGUUUCUACAGAGACAGAGGCAGAGAGAAGGAGGCCCGUCUGGAGCUCUACACACCAGCUGUCACUUAUCUCCAAUCUGGCUGAACCCUCCUCCACAGGCAGGUGGAUGGAGCAUGGUGGGCGAAGCGAAGUGUGAAGGCCUCUUGUUCUUACGCUCUUUGUGGACCCCUCCUAUGGGAGCAGACGUGUCUCUGGAGGCCUCUAAGUUCAGCCACACCUGCAGAUGGCCUCCAGCUACGGCAAACACAACGUGA
Molecule: messenger RNA, 1535 nt
Organism: Sphaeramia orbicularis (orbiculate cardinalfish)
Lineage: Eukaryota; Metazoa; Chordata; Actinopteri; Kurtiformes; Apogonidae
Exons: 11
Coding region: 27-1535 (502 amino acids)
Source: RefSeq, a predicted model, not a curated record